This is a messenger RNA of Gryllus bimaculatus (two-spotted cricket), 609 nucleotides long. Lineage: Eukaryota; Metazoa; Arthropoda; Insecta; Orthoptera; Gryllidae. The record is from the annotation of a GenBank genome assembly.
AUGAAGGUGUUUCACGAUUUUAUCUUUGACUACAACAGUUUUAUUGUUAACACUGCCUUUGCUGGAAUGCCCGUUGCCAGUGGCUGUGUGUGUGUGUGUGUGUCAGAGCUGGACCUGGACGCCCUGGAGCGCGGGUGGCGCGUGCGCGCGCGCCCGCCGCCGGCCGCGCUGCCGUCGCCCAGCCCCGACUCCAUGGAGCUCGUCAAGCUGGUGCUGCUGGGCGCGCCGGGCGUCGGCAAGACGUCGCUCGUGCAGCAGUUCGUGUGGAACGACUUCCUCGACGCAUACGUGCCCACGGAGCGCAAGCCACCACACAGCUACCCGUCGGUGAUCAUCAAAACGAAGCGCCUGUACGAGCCUAAGAGCUCCGACAUCCCCCGUCAGUCCACGUACUUAUCCCGCUACAACUCACUUCUACGAAGUGGACGCGGACAUACGCAUGCUUCUACGGGCUGCCGCUCCGCCACGGCUACGUGCUGGGGUUCUUCGACCUGGCCAACGACCGACUCCUUCCAGUACAUCCGCGCGCUGUCGCGAGCGGAUCUUCCGAGAAGAGGACAUGCGCAAGGUGCCGCUGCUCGUCGUGGGCAACAAGCUAGUGUAGAUUGA